Metschnikowia bicuspidata var. bicuspidata NRRL YB-4993 is the source of this 1893-nucleotide messenger RNA. Its product is annotated as Med5-domain-containing protein. The annotation marks the transcript as partial. The transcript has a single exon. Gene Ontology annotation, biological process: regulation of transcription by RNA polymerase II. Gene Ontology annotation, molecular function: transcription coregulator activity. Gene Ontology annotation, cellular component: mediator complex. The record is from RefSeq and is a predicted model, not a curated record. Lineage: Eukaryota; Fungi; Ascomycota; Pichiomycetes; Serinales; Metschnikowiaceae.
AUGAGCAGCACCACUCUGUUGAAAAAGCUCUUGCGGGCCUCGCUCGCCAGAAAUACCAACCCAAAGCUUUUUGCGUCACUCUUGGAGCAAUUGCUUGCACGAGAGCAAAUUUCAGAUGCUGAGCUUGGCGAGAUGCUACUAAACGUUGCGGAUUCCCCCGUAAAAGCUAAUAGUACAACCAGUAUUUUGGCACGAAGGCUACAGAUCGAAUAUGUGCUCGAGUUUGCCUUUUCAAGCAGUGAGAAUCUUGCCAGGUUCUUCAAGUUGUUACCUCAAUUGAGCCUCAAAUCCCAACUCAAAUACAUUCUGUACUUCAAGACACAGGUGGGGAAAAUCAUCGAUCGAUCACUCAUAAACGAGUUUUAUAACGGCUUGGCUCAAUUCACAAUUGCAGCAAGCCCAUCCCGGCCCGGAGAAUGCUCUCCACAUUCGAAUCGUCUUUGGUAUCAUGUGGUCUUCGUAUGGGGCGCUUUCAUCGAUCUUGAUUCAUCGAUACCGGCAAACCCCAGUUUGAAAGAAUCUUUCCAAAAAAUGGCCCUCUUCGCCGGCGAUCUCGAAGACGAUUACAUUGGUGCUCUUAUUUCAAGAAAGUUUGGAGCAGCGGCAGAUCCAGGGGCAUCUUUGAACUUCCAGACAACGCGUAUGGCAAAGUCAGAGGAAGCUCCGACAACUAUGCCCGAAAAGUCGUUAUCUUUGAACCUUAAUGGCAAAAAGUAUUCAAAUUACGUGUCAUUGAAGAAAUUCAUCUGGCUCAACUUUCAUUUUCAGCUGUGGAAAAUGGACACAGAAAUGUCUCGUGCGUUCAUGACCUUUUUCAAUUUACAGGACCUAAGCCAUACAGACUUGGCAAAGGAGCUCAUAUGCUCUUUUCUCAAUGGUGCUGCCGUAGCUGUCAGGCUGGGAGAAGAACCGUAUGUGAUCUUUAAUUGGAAAAACUUCAUCCUCACUCACUUGGCUCAAGACCUCAAAGAAAUUGUUUUAUCUUCUCAUGCAGUAGAUCACGAGUGGCACGAAACAGUCUCAGCGGCCAUUACAUCGUGCAAUGACCUGGUCAUCACGGAAACAAAAAUUGGGGGUGUAAAGGAGUCUUACAAUUUGAACAAAGAAUUCAUGCGCAGUUGUCUUCAUCAAGAACUCAUCUCUUUAGAGAAAUAUAUCCAGGUAUUUCCUAGUGAGGCGGAAAACCUUUCUACAUCAAUCCUAGCGCAUGAAAUUGAGAACUUGCGUCUGACAGAACUGAUCACCGCAGAAUUUAAAUCGAGACUCGAAAAUGUAAACCCAGAAUUCACUUCGUUGCAAGAAAGCAACUUGAUUGACUAUUUCAAGAAUCUUCCCCUGACAAACUUUAGAUUCCUGAAUGCGAAACAGUGCAAGCUCGCACAACUCUCAGAAAAUUUGAUUGACAAUAUUGUUCGGGAAAAGAACAAUGAAAAACUACGCUGGAUAUCGUUAGUGUUCCUGAAUGUGCCUUCAAUCGCAAACUUCAUUUUCUACCAAAGCCGCAAGGGCCCCUGGAUGUUUUUGAGCAAGAUUAUCAACUACAUUGAUAGCGAGUCAUUCAACGUUGAUGAGGAUGAUGGCAAUUUUCAAGACACAUAUGCAUGUUUUGGUGUCAUUUUGACAAGCGUGAUUUCUGUGGCGGCGUUUUUUGGGAUUGAAUUUGCAUCUUUGGGACUCAAAAACUCAUACACCAUUGAUUACAUCAAUCAGUUUUACUUCAGGCUGUGCAACAUGCUCACAAAUACUUACACCGGGGCUAGUGAACAAGAGAAACAAAUUAUUUCCAAUUAUGAAAAUCUCGUCACUGAAUGGGCAAAUGCGUUAUUUGACGUUAACAACGAUGGUUUAUCUGACGACUUGCUCAAGUCAGUCAACGUGAAACAAAUUUACAAA